Molecule: messenger RNA, 579 nt
Organism: Hydra vulgaris (swiftwater hydra)
Lineage: Eukaryota; Metazoa; Cnidaria; Hydrozoa; Anthoathecata; Hydridae
Product: bis(5'-adenosyl)-triphosphatase
Biological process (GO): negative regulation of proteasomal ubiquitin-dependent protein catabolic process; purine nucleotide metabolic process; diadenosine triphosphate catabolic process
Cellular component (GO): cytoplasm; nucleus; plasma membrane
Molecular function (GO): bis(5'-adenosyl)-triphosphatase activity; ubiquitin protein ligase binding
Source: RefSeq, a predicted model, not a curated record
GAAAUGUUUUUAUUUCAGUAAUUAAAAACAACAAACAUGGCGGUUUUAAACUGUAGAAGUUUUACGUUUGGACACGUGAUUAUCAAAGAGUCUUUUACUUUUUUUAUUUCAAAAUUUUCUUACGCAUUUGUAAAUAUUAAACCUGUUGUAAAUGGUCACAUUUUAGUUGCUCCACAAAGAUGUGUUGAAAGAUUUGCAGAUUUGAACAGUGAUGAAAUAAGUGAUUUAUUCUUGACAACUCAAACUGUUUCUAAAAUAGUUCAAAAACAUUUCAAUGCAACAUCAAUGACCAUUGCAAUUCAGGAUGGACCUGAAGCUGGCCAGACUGUAAAACAUGUUCAUGUUCAUGUUCUUCCUCGCAAAAUCUUAGACUUUUCCAGCAAUGAUCAAAUUUAUACACAGUUAGAAAAGCACGAUAAAGGUUUGUUUGAAGAUGCUGAGUUUUACAAAAAACACGAUACAUUGCUUCGCAGUGAAAAGCAAAUGGCAGAAGAAGCUGCUACUCUUAAAGCUUAUUUUAUUUAAUGUUCAAGUCUUUUUGUAAUUUUCAUAAAGUAACUUUAUUUAUUAAUUCUAAAA